AUGGGCUCUCUCACACAGUCUUCUAAGCGGAGCAUCACCGGCGAGGACAUCUCGAGUCUGAAGUCUUUGCUAUCAUCGACCAACGCCACUGUUCUCACUCCACAAGACGAAGCUUACGGUACGUCUAUAAAACGCUGGUCGAGCGCAGCUCAGAAACCAGCUGGAGUUGUGGUGGUGCCGACCAACGCAGAUGAAGUCGCCAGUGUGGUCAAGUAUGCCACUGACCAUGGCAUUGACCUAGCCGUCAAGGGUGGUGGCCAUUCGACUGCAGGUGUCAGCAGCACAGACGGCGGGCUGCUGAUUGACCUAAACUCCAAAAUGAGGCAUGUUGACGUCGAUCUGGACAAGAAAUUGUUCAUCAUCCAAGGAGGCGCCGCAUGGGGCGACGUGGAUCAGGCUGGCGUGAAGCACGGUCUGGCCACUGUCGGGGGGACCGUCGCAGAUACGGGAGUCGGCGGGUUGACGUUGGGUGGUGGCUACGGAUGGCUCUCGGGCCAGAAGGGAUUAGCGAUCGAUAACCUCGUCGAGUGCACGAUCGUGCUUGCGACAGGGGAGAUCAAGAAGGCCAGCGAGCAGGAAAACCCGGACCUGUUCUGGGCGCUGCAAGGGGCGGGACAGAAUUUUGGAGUGGUGACCGAGUUCGUUCUCAAAGCAUACGAUCAAGGCGAUGUCUUUGCCGGGAUGCUCAUAUAUCCACCUACGCCGGAGAUAAUUGAGAAGGUGGUCGCCGCCACGAACGACCUGUACACUCCGGACGCGAACGGGAAGACCAAAGUCGCCGGUCGAGGCGCUGGUGGCAUCGCCUUUGCUCGACCCCCGCCCGCCGAGGGCAAGGUCAUGCUGAUGGCCGUCAUCAUCUACUUUGGCACCGAGGCCGAGGCCAAGGAGAAGUACAAGGCGCUGUACGACAUCGGCCCCGUGGUGGACACGACAGCCAUGGUGUCCUAUCCGGUCAUCAACACUAUUCUUGCGCCGCCGAUUGGCCUGCGAGCGAGCAUGAAGGGCACGUCGUUUACGAUGCCGAUUCGGGCCGGCUUCGUCGAGGACGUCCUGCGCGAGUACACAAAGUUCACCGAUGGCAACGACGACACGGGCAUCAGCCUCGUGCUCUGGGAGGUCUACGACCCCAACCAGGUCGUCGCGCACGACGAGGUGGGCAGCUUCGCCAACCGCGGCUGGCACCUCAACGGCAUGAUCUGCCCCAUUUGGACGAAGCAGGAACACGACCAGGCCUGUCGCCAGUGGGCCAGGGACAUGACCGCGCUGUUCAAGACCGAGCUCGAGGCCCAGGCCAAGACGACCGGGACGGGCGUUGACGGCGGUGUCGGUCUGAGGGGGAAGAAAGGAGCUACAAUGCUUUAUGGAAAUUACGACCAAUACGACGAGAAAUCCCGCGACAUCUUCGGCGAGAACUACCCGCGCCUGCAGCAGCUCAAGGCCCGCUACGACCCGACCAACAUGUUCAACAAGCUCUUUGGUGUUACGCCGCUGGCGUGA
Molecule: messenger RNA, 1497 nt
Organism: Cladophialophora psammophila CBS 110553
Lineage: Eukaryota; Fungi; Ascomycota; Eurotiomycetes; Chaetothyriales; Herpotrichiellaceae
Exons: 2
Coding region: 1-1497 (498 amino acids)
Molecular function (GO): oxidoreductase activity; FAD binding
Source: RefSeq, a predicted model, not a curated record